Erinaceus europaeus (western European hedgehog) is the source of this 954-nucleotide messenger RNA. RefSeq names its product chromosome 15 C18orf32 homolog (gene C15H18orf32). NCBI's taxonomy places the organism in Eukaryota, Metazoa, Chordata, Mammalia, Eulipotyphla, Erinaceidae. The record is from RefSeq and is a predicted model, not a curated record. Gene Ontology annotation, biological process: positive regulation of canonical NF-kappaB signal transduction. Bases 154 to 384 code for a protein of 76 amino acids. The transcript is spliced from 3 exons.
GUAGACAGCCACUUUGGGCUGGACGUUGGGAGAAAGGGUGGGUUGUGUCGCGGUGAUUUUAAGCUGCCCGGAAGGGUGUGGCGCAGUGUGCGGCUCUCCUGCUCUGGCGCCUAACGGUAUUAACCACAAGUCUAGGACCCCAAGCCUGAGACAAUGGUGUGCAUUCCUUGUAUUGUCAUUCCGGUUCUGCUCUGGGUCUACAAAAAAUUCCUGGAGCCAUAUAUCUACCCUCUGAUUUCACCUUUUGUUAGUCGGAUGUGGCCUAAAAAAGCUAUACCAGAAUCCAAUGAUAAAAACAAAGGCAAAGGUGACUGUAAGGAUGCAGACAUAAAUGGAUUAACAACCAGAGGAACAGCAGAAAUAUCUGAUAAAAAGAAACACUGAAGGGACAUUCCCUGUGAUCUCAUUGUUUUGAAAAUGGACCUGAUGAUAUGCAGCACCCUCUUUGUAAUUGUCUCUGACCUUUUUUUCUGAGACCAGAUAGAAUGUGGGGUAGAUAAAAUGAUUUCCUGAUGCUAACAAGGAAACACAUAAUAUUUAUAUUUUAGAUGUAUUUAAUGACCCUCACCUCUAAGCUUCUUUUUCAUUAAUAAUAUGAAUAAAUAGAAGGUUGAUGCCAUUAAUGCUGCUACUAAAUCAGUACUUAAAAUUUUGGGGCCUCUAGAUUUCAUUCAUAGGAAUUUGCCCCAAUUUCUUUGUACUCUUCUAAUUUAAGUGGUGUACAAUUUUACUGUGAAACUGUACAAAGGAGGGAGAGCAUUUAGGAGGUGAUAAUGACUAAAAAACCUAAAAAUAUAAUUACUGUUGCAGCUCCUAUAAUUAUAGCUAAUUGCCUUGAAAAAGCUAGAAAAAACAAACUACAGGAUGUCUUUCAUAAAUAUCUAAUGUAUAUUAUGCAAUUCUAAUCCUUGUUAUAUUCUUUCUAUUCCUACAAAUGAUUAAAUAUUGAGUUUA